Molecule: messenger RNA, 3861 nt
Organism: Grammomys surdaster
Lineage: Eukaryota; Metazoa; Chordata; Mammalia; Rodentia; Muridae
Gene: Rbfox1
Product: RNA binding fox-1 homolog 1
Exons: 12
Coding region: 31-1164 (377 amino acids)
Biological process (GO): nervous system development; regulation of alternative mRNA splicing, via spliceosome
Cellular component (GO): nucleus; cytoplasm
Molecular function (GO): mRNA binding
Source: RefSeq, a predicted model, not a curated record
AAUCAGGAAGCAGCGGCCGCCCCUGACACAAUGGCUCAGCCUUAUGCCUCAGCGCAGUUUGCUCCACCCCAGAAUGGCAUCCCUGCAGAAUACACGGCCCCUCAUCCCCAUCCCGCACCAGAGUACACCGGCCAGACCACUGUCCCCGACCACACAUUAAACCUGUAUCCUCCUACACAGACGCACUCGGAGCAGAGCGCUGAUACCAGCGCACAGACCGUCUCAGGCACCGCCACACAGACAGAUGAUGCAGCCCCGACCGACGGCCAGCCUCAGACACAACCUUCUGAAAACACAGAAAACAAGUCCCAGCCCAAGCGGCUGCAUGUGUCCAACAUCCCCUUCCGGUUCCGGGAUCCAGACCUCCGACAAAUGUUUGGUCAAUUUGGUAAAAUAUUAGAUGUUGAAAUUAUUUUUAAUGAGCGAGGCUCGAAGGGAUUUGGUUUCGUAACUUUCGAAAAUAGUGCGGAUGCGGACAGGGCGAGGGAGAAAUUGCACGGUACCGUGGUAGAGGGCCGUAAAAUCGAGGUUAAUAACGCAACAGCACGUGUGAUGACUAAUAAAAAGACUGUCAACCCCUACACCAAUGGCUGGAAAUUAAAUCCAGUUGUGGGCGCGGUCUACAGCCCCGACUUCUAUGCAGGCACGGUGUUGUUGUGCCAGGCCAACCAGGAGGGAUCUUCCAUGUACAGUGGCCCCAGUUCACUUGUAUAUACUUCUGCAAUGCCUGGCUUCCCAUAUCCUGCCGCCACUGCUGCAGCUGCAUACCGAGGGGCUCACCUUCGAGGCCGUGGUCGCACCGUGUACAACACCUUCAGGGCUGCAGCGCCCCCACCCCCAAUCCCUGCCUAUGGCGGAGUAGUGUAUCAAGAGCCAGUGUAUGGCAAUAAAUUGCUACAGGGUGGUUAUGCUGCAUACCGCUACGCCCAGCCCACCCCUGCCACUGCCGCUGCCUACAGUGACAGUUACGGACGAGUUUAUGCUGCCGACCCCUACCACCACACACUUGCUCCAGCCCCCACCUACGGCGUUGGUGCCAUGAAUGCUUUUGCGCCCUUGACCGAUGCCAAGACUAGGAGCCAUGCUGAUGAUGUGGGUCUCGUUCUUUCUUCAUUGCAGGCUAGUAUAUACCGAGGGGGAUACAACCGCUUUGCUCCAUAUUAAACGAUAAAACCAUUAAACAAACAAACAAACAAACAAAAACAAACCAACCUUCCAAUGUGGGGAGAGAGGAAGCUUUCCGAGGCCUGAGUGUUGCGUCACAUGCAGUAGGACAUCACAUUAGCAACUCAAAGAAACAACUAAAAAAAAAAUUAAAAAAAAGAGGAAAAAUUACAUUUUUUAUCUUAUACCUCAGAUAUUUUGUUCUGUGUAUUUUAAUAUUGUGGGUCUUUGGUUUCUGAAGGUUUUUGUAGUUCAGUUGCUGGCUGUAGGAGUUUUGUGGUUGAUCUAGAGAGAGGCUAGAUAUGAAUAAAAACCGAUUUAGGGCCAUAUCCAGAGUACUAUAUUAUGUAAAUGAAUUAUAUAUGCCGAACAAGAAGCUACUGGGGUUAAGCUGUUUGGGAAGACUGUAAGUGGCAAGUCAUUCUUUCUGCAUCUAUAUUAUUUUAUUCUGUGAAAGGGGAGGCCGGGAGGGGCUUAGGGGUUUGGGACUGGGGUUUGGCUGAAAGGAAAAAAAGAAAAUAUAUAUAUAUAUAUAUAUAUAAAUACAUAUAUAUAGUAACUGAUGAAUCUAAAUGACCCACUGCACCAACUAUCAUAAAUCUAUGGUUCUAAGUUACUCCUGGCAAAGUUAAGCCAAAGGCUGUGUUAAGAAUCUGCUUCUUAUAGCACGGAGAUUGCAGUCGAAGGAAGCUGUGUCGGCCAGUCCAUCCUCUUAUCAUUCCACCUGCAGUACUCAGCUUCUUACCUACCCACUAGUUAUUUAAGCAAAGGCUACUAGUUAGGCCAUCAAUAAGCAUUCUUUUUAUAUUUCUUCCAGUAUGAGAAAUUAUUGAUAUCACUGCUGACUUUUAUAUUACGGGAGGGAAAAAUUAACAUUAAUAAAAAGGUGAUAAAAAAAAGCACUGUUUCUAUUUUUUUCUUUUUUUCCAAAAAAGAAAGUAAUAAAAACUUAAAUUCUUUGUACCAGUUAAAAAUAUGUAUAAAAUUUACAUCUGUGCAGUGGAGUUAUGUUCUAGAAACAGUCUCUGAGGCUUCAGUUUUAGCUUAGUAGAUUAACUGUUAGAGACAGACGUAUAAUUUUUAUGGAAUUACAUGAUAAUCAUAUCUGGAUUUAUAGUCGCAUUUUACAAGUAUCGCAAUCAUUGAAUAGAGAUAAUCACGGUAUUUUCAUCAGCUUGAUACUUUUUGAAAACAUGACUGCGCUGUGAGCAACUUGCAAUUUUUCAGUCUGUGAGAGCCUGCCCUUCCCUCUCCCCAGUGCCCCAGGGUUAUCUUAAACUGGUAUCUUUACUUCUAUUGCCAAGGCCCAAGACAAUUGUCAGAAGGAAGCAAAAACAAAACAAAAAACAAAACAAAACAAAAGUAGAACCAUGCCCUCCCUCCCCCAAAGAACAGUGUCUGCCCCAUUCUUUCUCGGAGCAGGGCCAGAGCAACACAGCCGAAAAAUUGCAGCUUGUGAUUUUCUUCUGUUUGAAUUCCCCCAUGUUGUCCUGUUUACAAGUUAACCUAAGUUGGGGUAUCUGUCAUGGGUCUUCCUGUUUUUGUAUUUAAAUUCUAAAAUAUCAGCAAGCUGUUCCCUGAGUAGUUACCGCCUGUGUGUGCAGUGCCGGCCCCACGGUGCGCACUUUAGUAAGUUAUCAACUCACGCUGUGAACCUGCCAAUCUGCUGUAACAACUCUGCUUUAAAAUCAAAACCAAACAAAACUUUAAAAAGCAAAAAACAACAAAAAAAAAGUGUUUGUGAUCCAGCUUUUCCUCGUCAUCCUACGUGCAUGCCCGUAAGAUCGGUUGGAUAUUAAACCAUCAAUAAAGUUUCAUGGGAUUUGAAAACAAAGUUUUUGUAGCUUCGAUAUCUAAGACAGAUGAUCAUGGUUUGGGAGAAAAAGAAAAGCAAAGGGCGAGGAGGGGAAGGGAGAGAAACUGCUGAACUGGUGAGAAGAGAAAAAUCUAGGAACUGGUGGUCUUCUUUCACCAGACCCCUUUGAGUAGGGAGAGACGCGGCCAGAAGGGGACAGUUUGACAACAUCACGUUCCCACUCCCCUGGCCUGCUACAGUGUGCACCUGGUUGAUGUUAUCCAAGACAACAAUUUAUCAUGAUGCUGUAGCAUUCGACUCCAGAUGGGGUCAAGAUAGUAACAAAAAUGGGGGCUGCAAAAAGAUCAACAGACUCCUCCCAGUCGCCCCAGCUUUCCAAGCCCAGAACUUGCAUUGUGUAUGAAAUCACAAACAUGGAAUUCUUACUGUGCUGGCUAAAGUAAAACUCAUUUGCGGUUUUGAUUUCCAUCAAUGAACUGUACUUUCCCCCACGACCGUAUGUAGUUUUAAUAAAAAUCAUUUAGAGCAAGUGGGUGCCAACCGAUGUCGCAGAACCUUUUGUCUAGGCACUCCGCUGAGCUGCCGAUAAGUCGUUUUAAAUUGUCAUGUCAGAGGUGUAAACAAACAUUUUGGAUUUUUUAAAACAACAGUAUUUAUUUGGAAUGUUUUCAUUUAUCUAAAUAACUAUUGCUAUUAUGAAUUAUGGAAAAAAGAUUAAUGUGGCAUAUAGUGACUUCUUAACACACAUCACCCAAUCUGCAAACCCAGAAAAAUGUGUAUAUCUGUCUUUAGAAAUUAGUGUUUAUAUCACUUACAGUGGUUUGUGAAUAAAGAAAACUGGUUUGUAAUAUCAAAAAAUAAAAGCUUAGUCUGAAAAGGUA